Messenger RNA from Amphibalanus amphitrite, 2858 nucleotides. RefSeq names its product collagen alpha-1(XXVII) chain-like. NCBI's taxonomy places the organism in Eukaryota, Metazoa, Arthropoda, Thecostraca, Balanomorpha, Balanidae. The coding region runs from base 303 to 2093 and encodes 596 amino acids. The record is from RefSeq and is a predicted model, not a curated record. The transcript is spliced from 2 exons.
UUGAUGCUUACUUGGUGGAUUUAGUUAAGGACAUUUUAAUUUGAGUUUUUACCUGUAAUACUUUUACUUGUCAUUCAACUCAACCUGCCCCUUUUUGCUACCUAAACGGCUCCGAAUUUCCACGCAUUAUUUGAGGCCCGAUCGACGCAGAACCUGUCUGGUCCGGCUCUAAAGAAGCGGUCGGUCCCAUUACCGUGGUUUUUGUGUAACUGGGUGAUCACUGAGCAGUACUGGCUGCAGUGAACACUCGGUACGUCACAGUGGUGCCCGGACGCGCGUGGGCGCCGGGCCCCCUCUGCAGCAUGGUGUCCGGCGCGUGGACCGGAGGAGUGGUAUGUGCCGUGAUAUCCAGCGUGUUCCUUCUGUCGGUAUCAAAUGCCGCCGCCGCCAUCAUCGCAGCCGGGGCAGAGCCUGCGAGCUCGGGCGUCAAUACCAUCGACAGUGUAACAGUGGUGUCACCGGACAGUCAUACUGUGAGAGCCUUCCCGGUGAGAUCAAACAUCAGCACUGAUGUUUAUCCAUCGGUUACAGUUGACGGCGGCACAAAUGCUACUACAGUGCCUCCUUAUGAAGCCAUUGGCGCUUCUGUGGUUUUGAACAGUGACGUACCAAACGUAACUCAGACAAUUUCAGAAGACGACAUCCCUGACGCAGCUUCAGCGCCUUCCGGAGAACUUGGCGCUGAUUUUGCCGCGGUUACCUUGAAUGAUAAGAGAACUGGUGCCACAUCAGCGACUUCGAGUAGCGCCAGCACUGAUUCAACUCAAGUGACUUCGAACAGCUUCAGCAUUAGUCCUGCCUUACCGAUGCGGGAUAACAUCAGCGCCGAUGGCACUCCAGAAGCCUCGAACAAAAUCACCGUUGAUAUCACUCCAGUUUCUACCGACAAAUCCAGCACAAAGUUAACGUCACUUCAUUUAGAUUUAAUUAUCCGCGUUCGUCCGAUGAGCUCCAUCAUCAAUGAAGAUGAUCUUUCUAUAAGUCAAGUCAUUAACGCUGAACCUCCUUCUUCAAAUCAAGUUUUCAACACCGAUCCUGAGAUUUCAACAAGUCCAUCCAAUGUCAGUAGUCCUAUUCAGAACCCCAAUAUCAGCACUGCCACUCCUCUGUUGAGUUCUUCCACCGCCAGCACUGAUGAGAUUGAUGACGAUGAUGGUGGACAGACUACUGCCACUCCAGGGAGCACAAAGAACCCACAGCCUGCUUCCGUCAAUGCCACUGGCUUACCCGCGAUUGUGGAGAAAAGUGCUGAUGAGGCUACUCAAGGAAGUGCACCUAUCGUCACCACCGGUGAUGUGCUUGGGUCUGAGGAUGCGGAGGAUGCUUACAGCACGUUCAGCAGCAGCAAUGUUGACGACCGCCCGCUGCUAGAUAAGCUAAACCCAGUGAGACGGUACAGCAAUCGAAAUAAGGGCGGCAACAAGGGCGGUGGCAACAAUGAAGACGAUACCGACGACAUGAAUAGCAAGGGCAACAAGCGUGGCAAGGGUAAUCGCGGUAACAAAGGCAGUAAAGGUGGCAAGGGCAAUAGAGGUGAGAAGGGUAAUAAGGGUGGCAAGGGAAAUAAAGGAAGCAAAGGCAGCAAAGGGGGUAAGGGCAGCAAAGGUGACGGCGAAAAUACAGGGGGAAAGGGACAUAAAGGAAACAAGGGCAUGAAGGGCGAUAAAGGUGAUAAGGGAGUAAAAGGCAACAAGGGAGAGAAGGGCAAUAAAGGACAGAAAGGCAGCAAAGGACAGAAAGGCAGCAAAGGACAGAAAGGCAACAAAGGCAUGAAGGGAAACAAAGGCUCCGGCGGUGGCUCCGGCACCUCCGGCGACUCUGAGGGCGGCGGAGCGCUGACCACCGGCGACAUCCUGGCCAUCAGCGGGUUCUCGCUGGCCGCGCUGCUCGGCGCGCUCUGGGCGGGCACGCUGCUCGCGCUGGCCGCCGUCAUCGCCGGCCUGGUGCCCGCCGCCGCCGUGGGAGGCGGAGGAGGAGGUGGCGGCGGCGGCAUCGUAGGACCUAUCCCUUCCGGAGGAUUCUUCGGCGGGCCAUCGGACCCCCAGCUGCCUAUUCUGUACCAGAUCCAGGCAGCUGCCAGUCAGUAUCGGUAGAAGAGCUUCUACCAGUGCCAGAAGUCAAGAGGAGCAGUUUGUUAGGCUGCCUAUUCUGUACCAGAUCCAGGCAGCUGCCAGUCAGUAUCGGUAGAAGAGCUUCUACCAGUGCUAGAAGUCAAGAGGAGCAGAUUGUUCUGCUGCCUAUUCUGUACCAGAUCCAGGCAGCUGCCAGUCAGUAUCGGUAGAAGAGCUUCUACCAGUGCUAGAAGCCAAGAGGAGCAGUUUGUUCUGCUGCAUAUUAUCCAGGCAGCUGCCAGUCAGUAUCGGUAGAAGAGCUUCUACUAGUGCCAGAAGAGAAGCGGUCUGUCUUCAGUCCAGACUACCGACCACAUUUAGUAAAGCACUGACCCGAAUGAUGGGUCACAUACCCCUAGAUGACUAGACAUACACCUGGGUUACUGGAUGUCGGAUGAUGGCUAAUGACCAUUGACCACCCAGCGUGAUUGGCUCGCGAGAGACAUUCUCGGAAGUGCACUCACGCAGCUCGCGUUAAUUCGUUCCAUGAAUGUAAAGGAGAGCAGAAUGUUAUGCAAUAUAUGGAAGACAUCGCCAUCAUAAUGCUGCGCUUCAAAUAAUCAUUGUUAUGUUGUAAUUAUGUUUUGUUGAUGCAGUUGUGUAACUUAUUCAUUGAUGAACAUUUAUGUAUCGUUCAGUUUAGGAUUUGGAAGUUGUGUGGUUAGGUACGCUUGACCAAAAUGCUCUCGUUCAAAUGUGUUUCUUGUAGAAUGUUGUAUGCUCAUGACACUGAAAACUGAAAAGCUA